Molecule: messenger RNA, 2826 nt
Organism: Alosa alosa (allis shad)
Lineage: Eukaryota; Metazoa; Chordata; Actinopteri; Clupeiformes; Clupeidae
Product: transcriptional repressor scratch 1-like
Exons: 2
Coding region: 545-1435 (296 amino acids)
Biological process (GO): regulation of DNA-templated transcription
Molecular function (GO): RNA polymerase II cis-regulatory region sequence-specific DNA binding; DNA-binding transcription factor activity, RNA polymerase II-specific
Source: RefSeq, a predicted model, not a curated record
UGUUGUUCCCCGGAGAUUUCUCAAGGAUUAAAUUAAGCACUUCCAUUUCCAUCUACCACCUGAUCGCGACGCAUAUAAAUCCCAACUACUGAUCAACAGCCUCUCCAGACACACGAGACCUUGAGGCAAGAGGCAGCAGGAAUCUGAGGGGGGAGACAACGGGUUAUCCUGCGUUUGACGGGAAGGAGGAGGGAGACUAGAUUGUGGAACGCGUUCAUGCUUAAAAGUGUCCGCCUUUUGGUGGUGGAGGGGAUUUCAUUUUUGCUGCCACAACGACUUCAUGUGCAUUCUGUUGCGCGCUGGAGUCAAGGAGGAAGGAACUCUCGCUGCAGGAAGCUGUUCUCCUCUGAACUAAAAACGCUCCGCUGAGCGGGAGCUAUCCAGUGCUGAAGUUGCAUUUCUUCCCCCGUGCGAAACGCGUUGUUGCAGAACCACACCGAUAGCGAGCGGUUUGUUUUUUGCACCGCGCAGGUGUCCGAAUUUCGCCCUCCACUCCGCCUUUUCAGCCUCUUCUGCCUUGAGACUCCUGUGGACCCCACGUUGAAUGAAGACAGGACUCCGUGUUGGACGUUUGUUUCUGUGCAGCUCUCUAAAGAUGCCAAGGUCUUUCCUGGUGAAAAAGGUGAAGCUUGAUGAUUUUUCAUCCACGGACCUCGAGAGCUCUUACGGCAGGUCCAGAACUGAUCUAAGCCUUCGGAUUCACGAAAAAGGGUACAUUAGCGAAUACAUCAGCCCGUCUGUUUAUGAUGGAGAAAGCGAUGGUGCCAUCAAAGUGCCGUCUCCGGAGCCCAUCUAUGAUGGAAUCCACAGUGAUUAUGGCGCACCUGACUCUGACCAGGCCGACAGCCCGCAGUCAGAAAUCAGCUCCGGAUACAUUAACGGAGACAACGCAGUGAGCGAGGGAUACACAGUAGAUGCCUUCUUCAUUACGGACGGGAGAUCACGGCGGAAAGUUAUCAGCAGCCCUCGUACCAUCCAGCGACAUACAUGCAACGAGUGUGGGAAAACUUACGCGACGUCUUCCAACCUGAGCCGGCACAAACAGACUCACAGAAGUCUUGAUAGCAAGUUGGCCAAGAAAUGUCCAACCUGUAAUAAGGUGUAUGUGUCCAUGCCCGCCAUGGCCAUGCACCUGCUUACCCACGACCUAAAGCACAAGUGUGACAUCUGUGGCAAAGCGUUCAGCAGGCCUUGGCUCCUGCAGGGCCACAUGAGGUCCCACACGGGCGAGAAGCCCUUUGGAUGUGCACACUGCGGAAAAGCGUUCGCAGACCGCUCCAACCUCCGCGCGCACAUGCAGACUCAUUCAGCGUUCAAGCAUUUCAAAUGCAAACGAUGCAACAAGACUUUCGCCCUGAAGUCAUACCUGAACAAGCACUACGAGUCGGCCUGCUUUAAGGGCGCAUUCUCACCACUGAGCUCACUUGAAGCAUGACCUCCCAAGAGCUGACAUUAGACUUUUGUCCCACAAUGACUUUGGGGGCUUCUCCCUAAUCAUCCUGCCCAUCAACAACAAAGGAACACAGUAAUAGCACAAUUUUCUCUAUUUUCCGCAAAUUGAAUCUUGGAAUAAAAUUCGCAUGCACUUAAAGACAUGAACGCCGCUGACGUCUUCAUAAACUCCUUGCGCUUGAAUCACAAUUUCAACCCAUCAAACCCCAAUGAGGAUUUUUAGUGAUUUCUCAAUCGUCUCUGUAACAUUUUUUUUCAUUAUUGGAUAGUAUGUAGCCUACUUCUUCAAGUGACCAUGUAUUCGCCAUUGAGGUAACUGUAUUUAUUUAUUUAUUUAUUUAUUUAUUUAUUUAUUUAUUUUUAAUAUUUAUUUAUGCCGACCUACACUCAUUUGUUCUUGGUAGCCCUUUUUUGCACUUUAGUUUGUGUCCUUGCCAACAUUAAUAACAUGCCAAAGCAUUUAAUCCUUGAGAAAAAUAUUUUCUUAAUGAGUCUCUUUUUGGUUUUGAAAAAAUUGCAUGCAAAAAAAUAAUGAAUUCUAUGCCAAUACCUUGAAGCUUAUGAUUUUGCCAAAAUUUAGAUAGUAUCAGUGGGCAAUAUUUCUUGGGUAUGGAGAGGGUAUAUAAAGCAAUAAUCCUUAAUGCAUGGUAUUUUGAAAGUAAUAAAGUAUUACCUAUAGCAGUUUUCUAAAUCAGGUAUGUUUGAAUCAAAUAGCCUACUCAUAAUAAUCAUACAAAAAAGACAUCAGGGAAAAUGCCAACGUAGUGUUAGAGUCUCAAACAGAAAUGAACUGAUCUUCCUUUGCUAUCCUGUUAUGCACUGCCUGCCUCUUAUUUAAAACGUAGUUGUAGGACGUAGGCUUGAAGUGCUGAGAUUCAGCUCCUGGCUAUUCAGAAUUCUUUCCCAAAUCUGCAGAACGUCUACCGAGGCCAAGCGUUUGCUAGCCGGGUAGCCAGGGUAGGCUACUCUCUGCCAUGUCACAGCACAGUGUUAAAACCCUCAAUGCACAAGUUAGGCUACUUGUUUUAGCCCAGCGGACGUUCGACAGAUUUGCCUUUCAAGCACUUCCUUUUAGAGUCUUUAACUUUGAAAAGUAGCACAAUACCUAUAGAUUCAGGUAGAGAUUACGUGUAUUAGCUUGACCUCUGUUUUUGUAACUCAGCUGAAGCAUACCCUCAUUAAAUUGCAAGAGGCCGUUGUAAAUAACUUAUUUGGAACCUUUUUACAGCUGUUACCGAACAAACGACCUUAUUUCGCUAUAUUUCUGAAUAAAAUGUUGAAUGAAAAUGAACAUUUGAGGCAGUAUUCGAAUGAUGUAAGCACACAACAUCAGGCAUUUUGUCGCACUUCAUAAUAAAGACUAAGUAAACAAAA